Messenger RNA from Mya arenaria, 5058 nucleotides. RefSeq lists its product as uncharacterized. Gene Ontology annotation, biological process: cell-cell signaling; smoothened signaling pathway; cell fate specification. The transcript has 22 exons. The record is from RefSeq and is a predicted model, not a curated record. Gene Ontology annotation, molecular function: patched binding; calcium ion binding. The coding region runs from base 170 to 4399 and encodes 1409 amino acids. Lineage: Eukaryota; Metazoa; Mollusca; Bivalvia; Myida; Myidae.
ACUUGCAUUAUGCUUCUGAACAUUUAUUUGUUAACCGUUUUCUUAAUAAACUUUUACAUGAGUAAAGAUUUUUAAUGCGGCUCACGACAAAGUUGAUAUUAUUAUUUUAUUGAAAAUGGAUUUUUAAGGUUGUGUUAUAUUAACUAGACAGGAACUUGGAACUUUAACAAUGUUUAAGGUUGGUAGCAUAAUUUUGGCGGUGCUGGUGUACACAGCGGUUGCGGAGGACGCGGCCACUUUCGACGAUGAUGUUCAGCUUGAGGAGAAGGAAACGGGUGGGCGGCUGUUUCUGCAGAGUCGCGGAAAGCUUUCAGAUAUCGUUGACCUUGACCAGAUUCCGAAUAUUAAGCGUGUUUUAUGCCGGGGCGGGAAGAUCCUGGUCCGGCUGGAGGACGGUGGCACUGGAGGGGCGGCAUGGUCAACCGGGUCCCUCAUAAUGGGCGGACCCCGCUGGAACUGCUCCCACAAUUACAUCAGACCCCACUCUAACACAAUCUACGCCCGGAUAGCGGAACUGCGCCGACCCAAAGACGGAGUCAUAGAGAUACAAACCGCCAACGCUGGUCCCCUGGACAUGUUCGACCAAGCGGAUAUCCGGGUCGAGUACGCGCAGGGCGAGCUGCGGCCCUCGCGCCACCGCCGCUAUCUCUCCAACCCGCUACGGACUACCCUCAACACCAUCAACUAUAACACCUCAUUCACACGUAACGUCCCCUUCAACAGCAUCGACGACGAAACGGCACAUGUGCCGGUGAACCUGUACAAGCGGACGGGCCGCUACGAGCCGGAAGCUGAUACAGACAUGGCCGUCACUCGGGUAGAUAAGGACUUUUUGUUUCAGUGCUGCAAUUGCCAUGGCUACAGCCACAUCUCCUACUACAUGGAGCUGAAAAUCUACAAAGUUAACAACAAACCAGUAAUCAAGAAGUAUGUAAUGGAAAUGGACAUCAACUCCAGAAUCAAACAUGAAUACAAUUUAACAACCGACAAGGAGAUUUCUAUAACAAAAUACGGUGUUGUUAUGAAGAACGAGACCAUGCCCAUAUUCGAGGUUCCCUUGGCAACGUUCAAAACGUUCUCGCCUAUAAUGUUGACAGUCAAUUCGUCUAGUCAGGGAAACAUCUUUCUGAAGGCGGUCGCUAAGGAAGCCACUAAUUAUGAAGGAAGCUUCGAGCUGAACGGCAGGACGAUCAUCUCACAGCGGUUCGAGGAAGGCUCGGUCCCGGUUAACGAGGCUAGCGUGUACAACUGGACGGUGGUCAGCGGGGGACAGCGGGUGGACACAAACCACACCUUUAAUACUUCCUGGGCCUUCCACCAGAACCUUACCCUCAUCCCGGUCAUCUCAUGGUGGCAGAAGGAUAUAGACAUGAAUCUCGGGCCACCCGUGCAACUCAGUAUUCGUCCGACGGUGAAUGUGGUGUCUAGGUCGGACACGGUGACCCGGUGUAAUAAGGUCAUGGUCGUCGUGGAUAGCAACGUAUCUGUGGCACAGACGGACUUCUCCGUGGACGCCUUCGGAAUCAAUCUCUGGAAUGUUAAGGUGAUGAGUGGGCUGUCGAGACGGUUCAAACCCCUAGAGCAAAUAGUAUCCUCCGUUUGCCACGCGGACUGUCACGCACUGGGGUUCGAGAAGAACGCCAAUGUAACGAUGGAUGACGCAUGUGGGCAGCCAAUGGGAAAUAUCUUUAAAGGCGACGAAAUAUUGAACAGAUUGUAUCAGUUAUGGGGAGACUACAUUCUGUUUGCUUCCGAGGAAGAAGAUAAUGCGACUUCGUGCGGUACGCUGGGACGCGUGUGUGAUGACUGCCGCCAGGAUACGAUUGGCGAUGACGUCAAAAGCGCGUGCGCUAACCGCCUGGUUUCUACUGAACUAGCCGCCACGCUGACACAUUUGGCCAGAUUUGUAGAAGCUGAAUGGCCAGACAGAAAGCUCUACGUGAAUAAAUCAUUUGAUGAGCCCAACUCGGAUUUCCCUGACGGUCAUCAUGACAACGAGUCAGUGUUCUACGAAGGACGUGGUGUGGAGGUCGCACUCACGAAGCCGAGUGCGUUUGAUCCCAUUGACUUAGAAACCGAUGAGUACAUCCUGAACCGUCUAAGUGAACUGUCCGUGUGUUCCAACUUUGCCCACGUUAAGCAGCGGGACGGGGUCGUGGCGGCGUGUGUUGAGCCGCGUGUAAAGCUGGAGCGCAGUAAGCGGUCUCUGGUUUCCAGGACGCGGCGGUCGGGCCACGUAGAACACACCGCUGUAGAAGGCCUACUCAACAGGCUAGGUUCGGCGGUGCGGAAUGGGCCAACGGCCAACCCGUUUGUGGUGUCGCCCCUGGGCAUCGGGGAUGCUUACCCAGCUGGGGAGACCAUGGACAUUUCAUGUGGGGAGGCCACUGGAGCCGUCACACAGGAUGACACACCAAGAUUUAGGAGGUUGGUAGAGUACCCUCUUAACGACAAAAACGUAGAGUUUGGACCUGAAGGCCUCUCGACCACGUGGUGCGGAGUGCAGACGCGGCGAUGUUUGGUGGACUGCCGGAAGUCUACUGGCGACAUUGACGAUCACUGGCGCUGGUGUGGCACGCGGACUAUGCACAUGCGCCUAGCAGUUAGGCUGAAGAGGCUCGUCACCAUCCUCUCAGACACUGUCAUAGUUGAAAAGGCGUUAUCGAUGGACGACUCUGACGGCCCUUCAAGCCAGUUUAAAGAGGGGAGGGCGGCUCGUAUCUCGCUUAAGCCCGGGAACACGAAGUCGGUGUCUCAGUUCACACAGUACGCGAUCCUGGCGGGGUUUGACUUUGUGCGGCGUGUCUCCGAAAAUACUGUGGAGGUUUGUGUAAAGGUGCAAGACGGGAUCCAGACCCACCUGGCCCAGUUCCCCGCAACCAACCUCAUAGCCGUCCCACUUCCGCUCGGUGAGGAGGACGAGUACGACUGGCCGGAACCGCUUAAGAACGAGUCCCGCAAACCCCUCCUGUUCGAUGUUUCGAAUUCGGAUGACGAGAUAGCGGAGCAUUUCAAGCUCCGCCAUUUCACGAGUCCCGGGAAGCGAUACAUCCGACUCGAUACGGUGCUAGUCUCAAUACUGGAUCUGGCGUAUGAAGACCUCCAAGGUGGCUUCUACGUGAUUUCCGGUUCCGGUUACCGUCCACGAUCAGUGAAUAUUGAUAACAUCGCCACGCGACAUGAUAAGGAAACACUGAGAUUUGAAAUGGGCCAAGCACUUGAACUCAAACCAAACAUGCCUUCCACGGAAGACAACUUGUUUAAGCUGGCGGUGUCCUUGAUUAGGAUCAGCAAGGGCGUUCGUCUCCAACAACUAGGAAUCGGGAUCGGGUGUAAGGCGGACCGCCUGUACAUGGAGCUGCGGCCGCUGCGGGACGACACGGCCCUUGUUGUAGAGGUCUGGGACAGCGGAAACACGCCGCUGUAUAAACGCCUCAAGCAGUUGCAGGACAUGAUUGCAGACGGCGGGUCGGUGGUGACAGCGAGGCCAGACACAGUCAUCUGUAAAACGCCCGAACUGGGCAGGCAGUACUUCUACUUCAACUUUGAACUAGACCAGGAGGGGCACUGCUGGUCAACCGAGGACGACUUCUGCGACCUGACGUCCGAAAGCCGUUACAACGUGAGCGUUGUUUUGCAGCGGCGUCUGACGUCAGCGGCCGGCUCGGGAAAGCUGCCGCGCCAGGAUAUCAUGCCACAAAUAGAAGAUUGUAUCGUCAAAACUUGUGGUGGCUGCCCGUCUUCCGGUUCGGUGUGGAAAAGGAAGGUUCUGAAAUGCAGCCGGAUGAUUCUGAAGUACCUAGGGCGAGCCAGUGUCCCCUUCCAGCCCCUACAGGACAAGGUAUCCAUCUUCAACACGGAGAACCAUGAGUCCGCCGUUCACUCGCUCGCCUGCCACGACGGUCGGGUCUGUGUGGAGAAUACACAGAUAUACUCCCUGCUUAUGCCGGUGAAUACAGCGACAUACAGCAUAAACAACAAAGAAGAAUUGAUGUUUGGAGGGGCAGAUAACCCGAGCCCCCUGCUGGAGAUAGUUGAACAGGAGCUUGCGUGGCGGGCGGUUGGGGUGGUGGAAGUCUUCCUAGAGUCAGCGAAGGACGUUAACGCUCUUCGCAACACUAUACUGAUACUAAUGAUGUAUAACAAAAAAGUUACGAAAAUAACAUUCCACUUGGACCCGGAUGCAGACGAAGAUGACGUCAUUGUGACGUUGCAAAGGAAGGUGGAGCAAUGGGUGUCUGGAGUGUGUCCUUAUUGGAGCAGAGCCGUAACCACGCCCUACACUAUGGUGAAAAUACCAAUUGGCCGGAAAAAGCGUAGUUUGGAACGCAGCAAAGACCGGAAUCAAAUGAAACUUUCAAUGAGAAACUGGGAGAUUGAUUGGAUGCUGAAAUCAUAACAACUUCUGCAAAAACAAAAGCAAACUUCUGCGAUAUAAUUAUUAACGUAUUAACAAUAUUAACAAUAUAACAUGAACAUUAUAGCAAAGGUUUAAUAUUCAGCAGGCAUAAUGCCUGCGUCCCUUCAUACAAGUGUUUGUGUUUUGAGAUCCAAGAUGUUUUGAUGAUAUCCGAUUUUGGCUAAAAGGCAUUGGCAUAUUAACUCUAAGGUUUAACAAUAUAAGAAUGUUUUAAGGUGCCAAAAUGUAUAACACUAUCCAUUCAACAAGUUAUUGUACAAAAAUGUCAUGCUCAGUGAAGAUGGCUUUUAGAAAUGUAUUUGAAAUUUGUAACCAGGAAGAUUAAUUUAAGUCAAUGUGUUAACUAUUUUGGUAAUAUAUUUCUUAUUUGAAAGUAUAUCAUCACAAUAAUUUUUAUUUAUUUAUUUCUAUUGUCACAAGACAUUUCCAUAAAAAUAAUUGCCAGCGAAUAUUUUUCUAAAUCCUUAUUAAGUCAUAUCUGCUACAAAGGAUGCAUGUUUUAUGUCAGAUAAAUGUUGCAUAGAAAAACUACAGGUUUCCCUUCCAACUUUGCAUUAUGGAAAGUCCCUAAUUCGAUCUGUCUGACGUCAGAAAUGCUAUUGUAAACACUUCCGUGUGAAUAACAUGUAUUUUGAUUU